Molecule: messenger RNA, 5535 nt
Organism: Psilocybe cubensis
Lineage: Eukaryota; Fungi; Basidiomycota; Agaricomycetes; Agaricales; Agrocybaceae
Exons: 37
Coding region: 1-5535 (1844 amino acids)
Biological process (GO): proteasomal ubiquitin-independent protein catabolic process
Cellular component (GO): cytosol; nucleus
Molecular function (GO): peptidase activator activity; proteasome binding
Source: RefSeq, a predicted model, not a curated record
AUGGAUGAUGAAGAUAUCAUGGUCCCCGAUUCGCCUGACGAGGCCGUAAAUUCUGUCUACGAUAAACAGCGCGCCUCUCUCCAAACAUAUCUCGACUCGUUACCAUACGAAUGUGAGACAGUCGAGGAUAUGCAAGCUCGUCUAGAAAAAAUUGUGGAGAAGAUUUAUAUAUGUGCUAAAGCAAAGAAUUGGCUAGUACUAAGCACUUGGGAUGGAAUGCUUCAAUGCUGGCUUUUGAUGCGCUACCCUAUGGACACUAAUACUCGAGCAAAUCUUGUGCGCUUAUACUACGAAUUGUGUCUUGUGCCAGGGGUAGAACCUCGCGUUCUGCGUGGUUGGGCCGAUAUGCUGUCUCGUUUGCUUUCCAAUAAACCUGGCAUGAAACGUAAGCUUGAAGCCACAGAUCUACAGCUUCAGUGGCAGCCUCUCUGGCGUGUUUUACAGAGGGAACUAUGGCCGAAGUCAAGUCUUGAGGAAGCAUCACGAAACUUGGUCAAUAUCUUGCUUUACGUUGCUGAACAGUGUAAACGGUAUUACCCAUCUUCUGAGAUUCCAGUUAUGCUGGAAACAUUUUUGCCAAUGUUAACUAAAGAAACUAUAUUGACAAUGGUCCCUGUAUUGACAUGCUUUUUACCUCCUACUCAUUCACAUCUCUACAUGCCCUCGAUCUUUAAGAUUUGGGAGGCAUUCAACUCAGCCAUAAUUGACGAUCGAGUAUUGGAAUUAUGUGGCGAUUUAGCUGAAGAACAUGUUUCAGGGCUUUGCGGUGAUGAUAACGACGGUGGUGCUGUGUGGAAAGAUGUAGGCAUUUGGACGGAGGCUGAAUGGAACACGCUUAUGGGCAAAGGCCUUGGCUCAAUGAACGUUCCGGUUGGUGCGAUGAGGGGUUCCUCAAAUACAUCUCAACACGCAGAUCUUUUGGACAAGAGUGGUUCCAAGAUCAAGAAGUCCAUAAGCAAGAUCAAUGCCCUUGCAAGAAUACUAAUAUAUUCUAUGAGAAUUGAUGGCGACGUUCGUCAAGCAACCCCAACUGUCGAACAGUCUAAGAUGAAAGAGGGAAAGCUACCUCAGCAAACUGGAUAUAUCGCUGGGUCAAAGGCAAUGGAUUCAUUAGAUCGCAUGCUCACAAGCAUCGAAUCCUUUUUUCAUCCUUCAAAUACAGGGGCAUGGUCACUUUCCUUGACAACAUUGAUCCAACGCUUGGGAGCAGAAUUUGCCAAACGAUGGAAGGAAGAGGAAGAAGAAUCCUGCAAAACACCUAAUAUGCAUCGCUUAACACCGGCGAUUCGACGAGCCUUUGUCAAUUCCCUCAAGACACCCGCCCUUCUGGCAAUGUUCUCCAAGGACCCUGUCUGUAUGAGUUAUGCACAAGGCUCGCUUCGCACAUUGGCAACCCUUGAGCCAACAAUUGUGAUGCCAGAGCUCCUAGAACGUGCAUACGGCGGCUUAGAAGUCGUUAACGAAACGCAUAGGACGACAGCCAUGCUGAGUAUGCUCUCAGGAAUUUCACGCCCAUUAGUAAAUGAACACGUAUGGCUUGGGGGUCAAAAACACAUAGUCCCAUUAUUGGAACUCUGCAUACCGGGCAUUGAUUUGAACGACCCUGUUAAGACCGUUUGUGCGACGAUGUUUAUCUUAUCAGUUGUGCAACAUAUCAAAAUCGGUGACCUCUCUCAGUCCGGUUUCUCGUUUUCUGACGACGGGCCUACGGAUGACAUGGACGUAGAUGAUGUCGACCAUCUGCCUGAAGGUACCGAGCCAGGAGACACUCCUCAAUUGAGUAGAGCCGAAGAGCGAUCGCUCGUUCGUGAUAGCACGGCCAACUUUGCGGACUGGGUUGUAUCACUCUUUCGUCGAGUGUUUGCGCUCUAUGAGAAUCUGCCAGAGGAAGGAGGCAGAAAGAAUACCACUGGGGGCAAACAAGAAGAGAGUGUACUCAAAUCUAUCAAGAGCAUGAUGGACGUCGUUUGCUUGCAGCUUUCUGACCAGUUAUUUGACCUAGUGUUAAAUCUCGUUUAUGAUUAUGCGACAACAAAUGCCAAAUCUAAUGCUGUUCGUGCUUUCGGUCAACUCAUCGCCUGCCUUGCCCGUGUUCGCCCAGAAAAAACGAUGGCCAAGUUCCUUCCUCAUUGCAUUUCUCAGAUAGAGGAGGAGUUGAAGCACGGUGCAUCCAGCAUUCGAACUACCUCUACUCAUGCGGCAGUGCCCUCUGAUACCACUUUACACUGGAACAUGGCUAUACUCCGUGGAUGUCUGGGAUAUGGCGGGGCUGCUCUUCUGGCCCAUAGGCAACAGAUACUUGAUUUACUCUCCCUUUUGGUGGAGAAGACUAAAAGUGAACGCGGAUACACCGGUACUGGUCGGCUAAUUACACGCAUACUGAGCACGCUAGGCAGCACCUACCCCCUAAAUGCGCGUUUUGUCAAUACAAAGGAAUGGGAGGAUUCUAAUUUCAACAAGAACCACUCUGUUCACUGGGGAAGACUAUACGAGCCGCAAGAUGUAGUCAUUGAAUGGCAUGUCCCCAAUGACGAUGAAAUUGCAUUUGUGCUAGAGAUCAUUGAUCGUAUAGGCCAACCAGCAUUAAAACUGGUAGAGUCAUUAUUAGAGACCAGUGGCAACUGGGACAACGUCGCUCGCAACGAUUUCUGUCGUUAUCUUCAUGCCUGCCGAGCUAUCUGGGGCGGUUUGUCUACCUUCGUGAAAGAGCAACCCAAAGUUGUCGUGAACUCUUGCAUCAAGACAGAUAUAGAGCUUCCAGAACUACUGGUGGCACACCUGGACGUCAAAGCUGGAUUUACCCUGACCGAUCCUAGCGAUUCACGAUUCCAAAAGUAUGUUUUAUCGAGAGAGAAGUUUGGUCGGACGGUUCUCCGUGGUGCUGCCACUUUCAGACAGACAACAAACGGCGAGGAUCAUAUUGACGCUGUAAUUGGGAUCACCAGAGCCAUUGAUACAUACCUUCUGACUUACGGCUUGAGCCGAAGCGAGUUUGAUUCAAUGCAAAAGAAUUAUGCUCAGGCUCGAGACUUGAAUCGCUCAUGGGUAAGACAGAAGGACAACUCGCGUAUGGUGUUCAUCAAGCGUGCCCAUGUUUAUCACAGCGGGCGAGUCUAUAUGCACGCCCUAUAUCGACGUCGAUCUGAGUUGGAUGAUCAACUUCUUCAAGAACUUGUGGAAUUAUCACUUUCUCAGUACACGCGGAUUCGAAGGCAAGCUCAAGCAGUACUUCAUAAUGUCACUGGAUAUUAUGUUCGUUCCACGCGACUGAUCCUUCCAACGCUCUUCAAGGCUCUUGAGAAAGGGAAUGAUCCAGAUCGAAUGAAAGGCUCUCUCUACAUUUUGUGGAAUAAAGGCAUAGCUGCAUAUGCAUUGGCUGAUCAAAGCUUCCACAAGCAAUAUCUUAUGUCACUUCUGGAAUGUCAACACGAAGAAAAGCCGUCCAUUCAGAAGCUAGUGACCAGCCUCUCUCAAGACUGCGUAACUCACCUAAACGAAGAGGCCACUCAUACCGACGCAUAUGAGUUGGAUACCCCCCGUCUAGACGACGCUUUAAGAGAGCUCGAAAGAAACUUUUCUUCAUCGUUUAUCAACCAUGACCUCUUGAACUCCGCGCUCCAAAAGACACAAGUACGAGCAUCGAAGCGCGAAAUUUUGUACAUCGACACGGUUUCAUCCAUACUUCAACUAGCAUCGAGGCCAACAACUCAUUGGCGUUACCUUCAAUCUGCGGCUCGUUUCUUGUAUGGCCUGUUGCGAAGGGACGCAGUGCCAUCACCAGAUCUUUCAAAGUUCUUCUUGAGCCAAACAAUCAGUCCGCAGCCAACCAUUCGUGCCAUUGCUCAAAGAGCCAUUGUCAAGCUCCUUGUAUUCAUCAAAAUAAGAAGCUUUUCCCAUUCAAAGGAAGCACUUUGGCUAGAUGAAUGGACAAACCCUUUCUCUAGGAAGGUUCCAAUUGGCGACCCUGCUCGAUUUUUAGAGAGCCUCCAGUAUCCCGCUCAAGAUAAUGGCUUCUAUCUUGAUAAGAUCAAUACUGGAUUUUUGACGUGGACGCCCACCGUCAAAGGGUACAAAGUUGUUAACGAUAAGGAUGGUGAUUUGUCAUGGGAAGCUAGCUCAUUAGCUGCUCUUAAUGCAAUAAAGGAAGGUGUCAGGAAAGAAGGGUAUAUUGAGCAACUCUCCAUUUUAUGGGGCCAAGAAUCUAGCAAGGAAGGAGGCUCUUUGGAUUUCCGCGCAGAUAAUGUCCUUUUCUUCAAAUAUCUAGCCAAAAUCUUCGGCAAUGAUGGACUGGAAGAUAUUCUGGCGGUCGUUGACCCUCUUCUGUCUGACGCUGAUAAAUAUAAGCAACGUGCCGGUGCUGAAAUUCUAGCAGGUAUCUUACGUGGAUCUAAACAUUGGACGGCAUCAGCAUCGAAUAAACUAUGGACCUGGACGACCAGCAGGCUUAAUCGGAUUGUUUCACAGAUCAAACCGGAGACGCUAUCAUUUUGGGAAACUAUCUUCCAGAAUCAACUGAUGAAACGCGAUCCUCGAAGGAACCAACCUUUAGUUGAUUGGAUUUACGCUCUUCCUCUGGAAUUCAACGGAGAUUCAGCAUUUGAAAUGACAAAAUCCUUGAGUCUGUUCGGCAUUCUUGUUGAUAGCCUUGGUAUCUAUUUCAAUCCCAAAGCCGGCACAUUUGUUAAGUUACUCUUCGACAAUGCCAACUCCAGUUACGCGGAAAUACGACAACAUGUUUGUCAGGGUCUUUUUGUGAUUCUCACCAAUCAAUGGCAACCGUGGUAUCCCAGUACAGAAGCGUUCUUGACUGCAUGCUGCGAACAGAAGGACCCAUUGAAAAUCCGGCCUGAGAUACUUCGCAUGUCAGAGCUGAACGACAGUUCCGAUCUUCAAGCCUACAGCUCAGCUGUCCUUUACGUCCUCUCUGCGGUAACUCUACCUGUGGAAUACAUUGAGACAAUUCUUGAUAAUUUUGUAACUGCCAUUAAAUCGUCAACGUCCUGGAGAAUUCGCUUGAACGCUUUGCCUACUUUGGUUGUAUUUUUCUACCGGAAUCUUCUAUCGAUAUCGCAAGAUGGCGUUGCGAAAGUUAUGGAUGUUCUUCUUGAUUGUUUGGCCGAUGAGAACGUCGAAGUAAGACAAACGGCCUCUAAAGUGUUCUCAGGAGUGGUCAGAUGCUCGCAGAGACAGAGCAUUAUUCCUCUCAAGAAUCGAUUUGUAUCACUGGCACGCAAAACUGUUCUUCCUCCGCGGCGGGAUCCUAGUUAUGCAGAAUCACUCAAGAUUCUUCAUUCCGCAAUCCUAGGGAUUUGUGCUUUGAUUGAAAGUUUGCCGUAUUCUGUAGAACCCUGGAUGCCAUCACUGACCGAAGUUUUGGCGCCUCAUGCCACCGAUCCUCCACCUAUUUCGACAACCAUUCGAAAGUGCGCGUCCGAAUUCAAAAAGGACACUUGGCAUAAAGACCAGCUUUUGUUUGAUGAGGACCAAUUGCAAAGUCUGUCCACGAUGCUAGUAGGAACAUCUUAUUAUGCUUGA